This is a messenger RNA of Parastagonospora nodorum SN15, 1314 nucleotides long. RefSeq lists its product as hypothetical. Gene Ontology annotation, molecular function: oxidoreductase activity. The transcript has 3 exons. NCBI's taxonomy places the organism in Eukaryota, Fungi, Ascomycota, Dothideomycetes, Pleosporales, Phaeosphaeriaceae. The record is from RefSeq and is a predicted model, not a curated record. The coding region runs from base 1 to 1314 and encodes 437 amino acids.
AUGCCAUAUACUAAGGAGGGUCACCUCUUUGACGGUGAAAAUCAUUCCAAAGGUCUGGAAACAGACGCCGUCGUGCCGAGCACUGUUUAUCCUAGAAGAUCCUACGAUGUGAUCGUGAUAGGUGGAGGCUUCUGUGGUCUCGUUGCUGCCCGGAAUCUUGCCUAUGAUCGGGGCUUGCGCGUUCUGCUUUUGGAAGCUCGAGACCGAAUCGGCGGCCGCACUUGGACAGCCAAAGCGAUGGGUGAAGAGUUUGAGAUGGGGGGUGGCUUUGCUAAUUGGCAUCAACCCCAUUUCUGGGCGGAACUCCAUCGCCACGGCCUGGAAAAAUGUUUGAAGCUUUCCGCAGGCACGACGUCUACCGAUUACAAUCUCUACAAGGCAUCAGGUCAACACGUGGAGCGCAUCGACGAUGUCGCACAGUACAACAAGAGGUGCUCAGACAUUGCUGAAAUGUUCUUCAGCAUGGAUAACAUGACGCCACGGGAACUCAUGCCAUACCCACAUGAGCCAACUCGUCCGCAGCCUUGGCAAAAAUACGAUCACCUCAGCUUACAUGACCGCUUGGAACAGCUCGAUUUGCCACAGUACGACAAAGACAUGUUCGUCUGUCAUACGAACUCUUUCGGCAGUGCGACUGCACCGGAAAUUGCUUGGACGGAUGCGUUGCGGUGGUAUGCUCUUGGGGGCUAUAACUUCUCCACGAUGUAUGACGCAGUGGCAUGCUACAAGUUAGGCAAGGGAGGAAUGACCAACUUCGCUCGUCAUAUUUUCGCUGAGUAUCGGGGCGAUGUUUUGUUUAACCAGGUUGUGACCUCAAUUGAACAACAUCCAGUUACGGGCGUCAAGAUCACCUGUAAUGAUGGUGCAUCUUUCGAAGCUGGUUGGGCCGUGUGCACCAUUCCUCUGAAUUGUCUCCAAGAUAUCAACUUUUCUCCCCCCCUCAAUCCGUCGAAGCAAGCAGCAACCAAAGAGGGUCACAUCAACAAGGGCGAAAAAUAUCUUUUUCGAGUCGAGCAUCACCAAGAAAACUGGUUCGCAAACACUUCCGAUUCGAAGACCAGCGAUUUCCAGUUUGGCUGGAAGGAUCAUGACGGGACGCGAACUACUAAAGUCCCCACCUCCUACAGCGUGCUAUUUGGUCUCACUGGGAAGCUUGAUGACCCUACCGACAGCAAAAAGGUGAUUUCAGAAUUCAAAAAGCUUCAACCCGCCGGCAGAGUUAGCGGCUAUGUAUCGCACACAUGGUCAAACGAUCCAUUUGCAAAAAGGAGCAUGGUUCGCUGCAAGUCCGGGAUGGUUCAACAGAAACUUUGA